Schistosoma margrebowiei is the source of this 564-nucleotide messenger RNA. Lineage: Eukaryota; Metazoa; Platyhelminthes; Trematoda; Strigeidida; Schistosomatidae. The record is from the annotation of a GenBank genome assembly.
AUGACCAAAAAGGUCAACGUUAAUUUCGAAGGGAAUUUGUCUUCUCUCUUGUCUUGUGAUUGUAAUGUUGAAGAACCUGGGAGAGUGGCUUUUGUCUCUGGCAUCAGAGAAAAUAACAAAAUUUGUUACGGAGAGUACACGGAAGUCAUCAAAUCUUUGAAAGAGGUUGUUGAUAAAUGUUUGUUCACUUGGGAGACUUUCCCUGUACAGCUUCCUAAAUCAUUCUUGUCUCUAGCAGCUUACGAAGAUUUAAAUAUAUCGGACCUCUUCUAUGAUAACAAAGUCGAAAAAUGUGAGGCGGCUGCCAGAAUAUGUUUUCGAGAUUUAAAUGUCGUAAAUAAGAGUCAACGACAGGAAAUCCAUACAGACGCACAGUUCGUUGUGCCUUGCACAACUUUCACGGGUGAAGUACAUGCAUGGAAAAUCUCUCCUUGGCUUCUGAAAGGAACUCGAAAUAUUUACAAACAUUUUAAUAGAGAUUUAUAUAAAGCUUUGUCUGUAGUGGUGGUAACUUCUAUGAAUUUCAUUGAAAAUCCGAAUUUCUCCAUCUCGAUCAUUGGUUGA